Molecule: messenger RNA, 921 nt
Organism: Penicillium alfredii
Lineage: Eukaryota; Fungi; Ascomycota; Eurotiomycetes; Eurotiales; Aspergillaceae
Exons: 1
Coding region: 1-921 (306 amino acids)
Source: RefSeq, a predicted model, not a curated record
AUGUAUUGGAAAUCGCACAUCCUCAUUUCUUUCCAUUUGCUCCCGGGCCCAGAGCGCAAUGGGAUAGAAGGUCUUCUUAUCCCUGAGCACCGCACAUGGCUUAAUACCUCUCACCCUGUUUCGGAACGCACCCAACUCCCAAGCGACUGGAUUUCGGUUCCGUUGGCUCACAGUGAAGAUGGAUUGAUAUCUGUAUCAACAGGCCCUACAACUUGUACUUCUGUCAGCUUUCAGUUAUGUCGCAGCAUCACGCACAUUGCCGACGAGCAUGGCGACGACGACCAGCCUUUGCAUCUGUUACUCAUCCUAUCGAGCUCUCAUGACAAGGUGGUCAAUCCGUGGUGCCUCGAAACGAACCAUGUUGACGAUGCGUCAGUCGGCAGAUGCUCAGUGAGCUUGCUUCAGACGAGGAACCUCGGUGGAUUGAAUUGCUCGGAAAGGAGGGCAAAGGUUAUCAGCGCAUUGUAUACAGCUUUCGCCAUGCUCGGACUGGCUGGUAUCUGGUCUCUCCUUCGAAUGCUCCCCAAGAAACCAAAGACACCUCUCAAGUUCUCUACAUUCGGUACAGAAUCCACUUCACCCACUGUUCCUCGCUACAUCGCCAGCGGGACCUCGGAUAAAAUGAUUGGGAAACACAGCACUGGCAUGCAGAAUUCUGGAUAUCCUGUGGAAUCGUGGUCACUUUCUGAUCUGCAGGGCAUGUUCAAGCGUCCUGGCCUGCUUCGAAAAGCACUUCGCAAAGCAGACCGAGAGCCACCGGAUGCAAGUGAAUGGGCCAUGCUGCUGCCGAGGGCUGCAAAUGCCACCGUACGAGGGAGGUCAAGGGUCUUGGGUUCCCAACGUGCUCGCAACCGACUUCACACCAACUUUGAUGUGUUCAAGGAGCAGUUCAAGGGGCAGUUCACGGAUAGUUUGGUUUAA